Molecule: messenger RNA, 12861 nt
Organism: Acinonyx jubatus (cheetah)
Lineage: Eukaryota; Metazoa; Chordata; Mammalia; Carnivora; Felidae
Gene: ZNF483
Product: zinc finger protein 483
Exons: 6
Coding region: 275-2524 (749 amino acids)
Biological process (GO): regulation of transcription by RNA polymerase II
Molecular function (GO): RNA polymerase II cis-regulatory region sequence-specific DNA binding; DNA-binding transcription factor activity, RNA polymerase II-specific
Source: RefSeq, a predicted model, not a curated record
GUUCUGCGCCCUUGCGCAGGCGCAGUGGCUCUUCGCGGGCUUGCGCGCGCAGCUCCUGCAGGACCAGCUUCUAGAAGCUCAUUGCGGUGGCGUUGGUCCUGACUGCGGGUGCUAAUGCAGUUUCUGCAAGACCAUAAGCUGAAUGCCUGGAACCCUUGAUAUUUUGCUGUCCCUAGUGCCUGUCGGUGGACUGUACUGUUAAUUCACCUAGAGUCUGAAGGGGACUGUAUUCCUGCUGGUGAUACGUUUUGCACACUGUAGUACCUUGGACGAGAUGACAGCCAUCUCCCCGGACCCUCAAACUCUGGCCUCAAGUGAACCAAACAAGGUCCUAAGAAUGGAUACUCCUGGGGAUCAAGAAGCUAUCCGGAGAGGAGAUGCGACUGACCCAGAGACUUUUAGACAGAGGUUCAGGUGGUUUUGUUACUCAGAAGUGGCUGGACCCAGAAAAGCCCUGAAUCAGCUCUGGGAGCUCUGCAUUCAGUGGCUGAGACCAGACAUCCACACGAAAGAACAGAUUUUAGAGCUUUUGGUGUUUGAGCAAUUCCUGACCAUUUUGCCUGGGGAGAUCAGGAUAUGGGUAAAGUCACAACGUCCUGAGAGUAGUGAGGAAGUAGUGACCCUCAUAGAGGAUUUGACCCAAACACUUGAAGAAAAGGAAGAUCCAGCCUCUCAAGAGUCUGUUAUUUCUGAAGAGGAGAACCCUGAAGAAAAUAAAAUGGUUUCUGUCCUUCCAAGUGCUGAGUCCCAGGAGUCCAUAACAUUCAAGGAUGUGGCUGUGAACUUUUCCAGAGGAGAGUGGAGAAAACUGGAGCCUUUUCAAAAGGAGCUCUUUAAGGAAGUGCUACUGGAGAACUUUAGGAACCUAGAAUUUUUGGGCUUUGCAGUUUCCAAAUUAGAUUUGAUUUCCCAGCUUAAGUGGGUUGAACUGCCAUGGCUGCUGGAAAAAGAAGUCUCAAAAGGCUCCAGACCAGAGUGUGAACCUAGAGGUGAAUUGAAGGAAUCCUUUCGAAAUCAAGAUGCUCUCCUGGAUGAAUCAACUUUAAAUAAAAUAAUAGAAAGAUGCCUAAUGGGUGGGGAUCAUGGCUUAAUGGGAGAAUCCCGGAAGCGUAGUAGUAAGGAAUAUUCACAAGGCGCAGUCACACAAAAGAAAACUCAUGGGAGAGGCAGUAAGGGUGAGGAAUUUGACCCAGAUAAGAGCCCCUUUGGAAGUAAUUUCAAACAAACCUCGGACAUAAUUAAACAUCUGAGAGUCUACUUAAGGAAGAAAUCUCGGAAGUAUAAUGAAUGCAAGAAACCCUUCAGUUUUCAUUCAGACCUUAUGAACCGCAAAGAACACACUGGAGAAAAGCCACGGAAAUGUAACGAAGGCAGGAAAGCCCUAGGUCACUCUUCAUCUCUUACUGAACAUCAGAAACAUCAGAAAAUGGGGAGGAAUUUGGGGAGGAAGGCCCAGAAAUGCAGUAACUGUGGGAUAGCCUUUACACGAAGCUUGUCCCUUACUAAGAGAAGAAACUGCACUAUAUGUGAAAAAUGUUGGAAAAAUCUACAUCAAGAUGCAUCCUCAGAUAAAGAUGAGGGAGCUGAGAUGGGAGAGAAGACCCACAAAUGUAGCAAAUGUGGAAAAGCCUUCGGCUAUAGUGCCUCCCUGACCAAACAUAGGAGAAUUCACACAGGGGAAAAACCCUAUAUGUGCAAUGAAUGCGGAAAAGCUUUCAGUGACAGUUCAUCCCUCACGCCACAUCACAGAACUCAUAGUGGAGAGAAACCCUACAAAUGUGAUGAUUGUGGAAAAGCUUUCACCCUGAGUGCCCACCUCAUUAAACAUCAGAGAGUUCAUACUGGAGAAAAACCCUACAAAUGUAAAGAAUGUGGGAGACCCUUCAGUGACAGUUCAUCUCUUAUUCAACAUCAGCGAAUUCAUACUGGAGAAAAACCCUACACGUGUAACAAUUGUGGAAAGUCCUUCAGUCACAGCUCAUCCCUUUCCAAACAUCAGAGGAUUCAUACUGGAGAGAAACCCUAUAAAUGUGGUGAAUGUGGAAAAGCCUUUAGACAGAAUUCUUGCCUUACUCGACAUCAGAGAAUCCACACUGGAGAAAAACCCUAUUUGUGUAAUGACUGUGGGAUGACUUUCAGCCAUUUUACAUCUGUCAUUUAUCACCAGAGGCUUCAUUCGGGAGAAAAACCCUACAAGUGUACCCAGUGUGAGAAAGCCUUCCCUACCCAUUCGCUCCUCAGUCGUCAUCAGAGAAUUCAUACUGGUGUAAAACCUUAUAAAUGUAAAGAGUGUGGAAAAUCGUUCAGUCAGAGUUCAUCUCUCAAUGAACAUCAUCGAAUUCAUACUGGAGAGAAGCCCUAUGAAUGUAACUACUGUGGAGCAACCUUCAGCCGCAGCUCAAUCCUGGUAGAACACCUAAAAAUUCAUACCGGAAGGAGAGAAUAUGAAUGUAACGAAUGUGAAAAGACAUUUAAGAGUAACUCAGGCCUCAUCAGACAUCGGGGAUUUCACUCUGGAGAGUAGUUCUUGAAAUACUGUAAGGGGGUGUGGGUGGGGGGUGGGGGUGGUGGAAUCUCACCAAAUUGUCCCUUAUUAAAAACCUGGGGUGUAAACUACCACAGCCUUGAUCUGCAGCCACAACUUUGAUGGGUUGGCAGCUAGGAAAAACACUUUCUCCCAUGCACGCUUCUUUGGCAAAUCCUAAUUUGGGUUGGCAAAGUCACAUUGAAAGUGAAGAACGCAGGCGAGAUGGGCAAUGAUUCUAAAAGGCCAAACGCAGAUUUAAAAAGCAAGAAGCGGUGCACAAGACCCACUUAACCAUUUCUCUUCAAGAGGUUUCUCUUAGCUUCUAGCAAGAACUGGUAGAAUUCUGUUCCAGUUUGCCAACCACCUCGCUAUAUCACCUUGGGGCAUGUCAUUUGCCCUUUCUAAAUUUGAGUUUCUUUACUGGUACAAUGAAGUGGCUGAGGCUCAUGAUUUCUGAGUUUACCUCUGAUCCUCUCUGAAGCUGUGGGAAUAAGCUAAACACUUGGCUCGUUGGAAUUUUCAAGUUUCUGUGGUAGGAAAUUACUCAAGAGCCUGAGCUUCUAGCAUAGUGAGAACGAAGUAUACUCUUGGAAUACUUGAUGCCAAAUCCCUAGACUGUCAGCAGGAACAAGUCAGUGAAGCUCACGCAGGUGUGUUUUCAGGGAGCAUUUUAAUUGGACAAAGUAUCCCAACCUGUUUUUUCCUCUGGACUUUGAGUAAGGGGCUUAGGAAUCUAGAGGGCAUGCGUGGGAGCCAUCUCAGCCAUGAGAGUACCAGUCCUCGGAAAAUAGGUUGGGGGCUGGGGAGGGGGGUGGUAGGGGAAGAAAUGGGUGCUGAAAGCAGAGCUAUUCUGGAUGGAUUGUCUUUUGCAAAAUAGAAUUAUAUUUUUUUAAAAGUUUGCUUAUAGUAAGUAUAGCUCCUUGUAAUUGGAGUGCAAACAUUGUGUAUGGCAAAGGUCACAAGCUAAGAAUGGGCCAUUUGAUAUGGUUUCGUUAGUCUGCACGAUAAGGGGUGUGUGUAUGUGUGUUGGUGGAGUUGUCACCAUUUAAAAAUUAGAUUUCAUAUUUAAAAAAAUAAAGGCUUGCCUUGAAAAAUUGCAAGGGGUGACCACACUGGCCCAUAUUUCAGUGGAGUAGUCAGCUGGUUUGGUGUGGUGCCUGCUGCCUUUACAUGGGGAAUCCACUCUUCUACUUGCCAAGUUCUCUCGUUUAUAGGACCUGACUUACCCACUAUAGGAACUUGAUACUAUGAUCCUCUGCCAUCUGGAGAAUGCAGAUCCUAAAAUCUAAAGAGACUCUAUUGAUACGGAUAUUCAGGAAAAGAAUGUAGAAAUCAAAAAAAAAAAACUUUUCAGUUACAUUUUCUUGUUGAAACUGGACCUGAAAGGAAUAGAGUGUGCAGAUACUAGUGGAUUGUUACUUAGAAAUCUCAUUGGUGGAGUGUGAAUAACAAUUUCUAACUGAAAAAGGAACUAGAGCCCUGAGUCCAUUUGGGUUACGUCUCAGGUGAUAGGGUUCUGGAGGUGCCCUACUGAUUCAACAGUGGUACUAAAAAGUUCCUCAAGUUGAAGUUUGAGGCAGCUGUUAUAUGAAAGAGAAUGAAACCAGAAAACUUUUGGCUUAUGGAAGAAGAACUUUCAUGCUUACUGGAGACUCAGCAAUAUUUGCUGUGAUUUAAUAGGUGUGGGUUUGCAGUGCUACCUCUGGAUUAUACUGUUGGUUUCUUCCUUGUACCCCAACUCUCCCCACCCCAAAGCUUGUAGUUCAGAUACUGCUGAGUGGUCAAUUGAUCUGCAUAGUUAAUUGCUCAGUGGACCAACCAGAGACAUUCUAGCCAUGAAAGGAAUAUGGUUUAUGAGAAUCAUUCAAUCUGGUCUCAGUGUUUUUUGUGAACAUAUAUAAACCCUGGUUUGGUUUUUUUUUCUGAAAAGAUAGAGUAUGUGAAGGGAAGUAUUUAAAAUUCUUGAGAAGAGGCUUGUUCCAGGAUGUUUACCAACAUUCUCCAACAUUCAUAAGAGGAUGUUUUAUACCAUUGUUGGGAAUCUGGAACAUAGUUUUUUUUAACAAGUUUUUUGGGGUGUAAGUUACAUAUAAAAGUCAUUUCAAGGGUAUAAUUGAGUUUUGGCAGAUUCACUGAGUUGUGCAGUCAUCACCGUAAUCCAUUUUUAGAACAUUUUAUAACCUCAGAUCCCUCGUGCCUGUUUACAGUUAAUCCCUAUGCCUACUCUUAGUCCCAGGCAACCACUAAUCAGUUUACGCUGUCCGUAGAGUUGCCUUUUCUGGACAUUUUAUACAAAUGGGGUCAUAUGUGGUCUUUUGUUUUUCAUUAACGUGUUCCUAAUUUCAUAUUAUAGUGUAUCAGUCCGUUAUUUUUAUUGUUAAAUAAUACCCUAUUUUAUGGGUAUACCCUAUUUUGUCCAUUCACCAGUUGAAGGACAUUUGGGUUGUUUACAAUUUUUGGCUGUUAAAAAGAAUGCUGCUUUGAACAUUGAUGUAUAAGUCUUUGUGUAGACAUGUCUUCAUUUUUCUUAGGUAGAUGCCUGAGUGGCUGACUCAUCUGGUAAAUUUUUGUUUAACUUUUUAAGAAAUUGCCAAAUUGUCUUCUCAAGCGAGUACAUCAUGUUGCUUUCUGAGCAGCACUGUAUGGUCCCAUACAAUCUGGGAAAUACAGAUCCUAAAAUCUAAAGAGAUUCCAUUGACAGAAAAAUUCAGGAAAAGAAUGUAAAAAUCAUACAGAGUGACUCUUCAGUUAAGUUUUCAUUGUAAAAUUACACCUCAAAGGAAUAGAGUGUGUAGAUAUUAGUGGAUUAUUUCUUAAGAAUUUCAUUGACAGAGUCUGAAUAAUAAUUUCUAACUGAUGAGGCAGCUGAAGCCUUGAGUCUGUCAGGUGUCUCUACAUCCUCACUAACCCUGGUUAUAUUAUCUGUUUUUAUGAGAGCCCUCCUAGGUAUUUGAAAUGGUAUCUCUUUGUGGUUUUAAUUUGCAUUUCCCUGGUGGCUAAUGAUGGUGAGAGUCUUGUCAUGCGCUCUUUAACUAUUUAUAAAUCUUUGGGAAAAUAUUUAUUCAAGUGUUUUUUUUUUCCAUUUAAAAAAUUGCCUUAUUGAGUUGUCAUGGUUUUUAGUCUACGUAAAAGUCUUCUCUCCAGUAUGAACUCUCUAAAUACCAGGUACUAGCCACAGAGAGUAACCUCAAACCCUGCUGCAUGGUAUUUAUCAAAAGCUUGCUUUCAGUAACUACUUCUGUGUAAUUGCCUAAAGGAUAUUUGAUCUGGGCCAUCAUCCAAGUUCUUAAAUUCAUUUUUAUGCCCUAUCAGCUCAUCAAGAGAUUUUAAACUUUUUUUGAUUCCUUAUAGAUUUGUUUUUAUUAACCAGUAUUUGACUUUAUGCUUUUUAUAUACAUUGAUGGGUAUUAAAAUCAGCCCUUUAACACAUUCUAAUUUAAAAUGCAGAUCUUGCUUUUAAAAAUGUUUCUUCUUACGGAGUUUCUGUUGAAGAAACUUUUUUCAGCUCACAGGACAAGAUAAAAGCUUCUCCUGUCAGUGAGUCUACUUUUAUUUACUUAUUUUUGAAUUAGUUUUUAGUGUGGUAAAAUACACAGAACAUAAAGUUGAGCCUUUUAGCCCUUGUUGGGAGUACGAUUCGGUGGCAUGAAGUACAUUUGCAUUGUUGUGUAAUCUUCAUGACUGUCUAUCUCCAGAACUUUUCUGUCAUCCUAAAUGGACACUUAUUAUAGUUACUCCUCAUUCUGUCCUGCCCACAGCCCCUGGUGACCACUGUUUUACUUGCUGUCUCUCUGAAUUUGAAUAUUUGUCUUUUUGUGUCUGAUUUCUUACACUUAGCAUAAUGUUUUUAAGGUUCAUGAUACAGCAUGUGUCAAAAUUCCAUUACUUCUCAAGGCUGAAUGAUGUUCCAUUGUACGGAUGUACCAUAUUUUGUUCAUUCAUCCAUCCACGGACAUUUGGGUUGUUUCCACCAUUUUGGCUAUUGUUAGUGGUAUAAAAUAGAGUCCCUAGUUCUAAGCAGAUGUUCUUAAUGGCAUCUAGAAUGGUGAUCCAUUCCAGAAGGUUUUCCAUUUACUUUGCCAAGGUCCAUCAGAGGAAUCACUAUCUGUGGCAGCUAUAGCCUUACAAAACGUGUUUGUUAAAUAAAUAAUAAGACCUGGAAGUUGAAAUUAGUCCUUGAUCCAGGGGCUGCAGAGUAAUACUGUUAGCAGUGAUAAAAACAAGUCUUAUACAUCUUCGUGAGAGCUCUUGGGUGACCAGGUAAAUUGUCUUUGAGCAGUAAUACUUUGAAGUUGUGAGCAGAUCUCAAUAGUGGACUUAGAAAAUUGAGUAAAAACCAUGUGGUAGGGGUGCCUGGGUGGCUCAGUCGGUUAAGCAUCCGACUCUUGAUUUCAGCUCAGGUCAUGAUCUCAAGGUUAUGGGAUUGAGCCUCACAUGGGGCUCUGUGCAGACAGUAGGGAGCCUGUUUGGAAUUCUCUCUCCCUCUCCCAUGGCCCUGCCCCCGCUUGCACGCGCAUGCUGUCUCGCUCACAAAAAAAACAAAACAAAACCAUCUUGUAAACAGUUGUGUUGCAAUCCAGGUUUUGUUGUUUCAUGUAUAGAGCACAGGCAGAGAAGAUUUAGUGUGAUUCUUAAGGGCCCUAGGAUUUUUGGAAUGGUAAAUGAGCAUUGGUUUCAACUUGCAGUCACCAGCUGCAUUAGUCACCAAAUGAGAGUUAGCCUUUCCCUUGAGCCAGGCACUGACUUCUCUCUAGUUAUGAAAAUCCUAGGUGGCGUUUUCUUAUAAGACUGUUUGGUCUGUAUUGAAAAUCGUUUGUUUAAUGUAGCCGCCUUCAUUAAAUUGUCUUGCUAGAUCUCCUGGAUAACUUCCUGCAGGUUCCCCAUCAGCAUGUGCUGCUUCGCUUGCUGUUAAGGAGACAGCUUCUUUCCUUAAACCUCAUGAACCAGUCCCUGCUAGCUUCAGACUUUUCUUUCUGCAGCUUCCUCGCUUCUCUCAGCUUUCAGAGAAUUGAGGGGAGUUAGAGUCUUGCUCUGGAUUAGGCUUUGGCUUAAAGGAAUGUUAUUGGUUUGAUCUUCAUAUCAGCAGUAAGGCUGCCUUGCUUUCUUAUUCAUGUACUUAUGGGAGCGCUGCUUUUAAUUUCCUUCAAAAAACGUUUCCUUUGCGUUCAUAACUUGGCUAACUGGGGCAAGAGGCCUAGCUUUUGGCCUAUCAGCUUUCAACAUGCCUGCCUUAUUAAGCUUAAUCAUUUCUAGCUUUUGAUGGAAAGUGAGAAAUGUGUGACUCUUUCACUUGAGCACUUCGAGGCCACUGGAGGGUUAUUAAUUGGCCUAAUUUGAGUAUCAUGUCUCAGGGAAUAAUGAGGCCAGAAGACAGGGAGAUGGGGACAGAGGGUCGAUGGAGCAGUCAGAAACAUGCACAGCGUUUAUCGUUGGUGUUCGUUGUCUUACGUGGGUGUGGUUCUUGGCACCCCAAGACAAUUACAUGAGUAACAUUGAAGAUCACUGAUCAUAGUUUACCAUAACAGCUAUAAUAAUAAUGGGAAGGUUUAAAAUUUUGUGAGAAUUCCCAAAAUGAGACACCUAAAACGAGCAAAUGCUGUUUGAAAAAUGGUGCUGGUAGACGUGCUCAACACAGGUUGCCACAGAUCAUCAUUCAGUCUGUGAAAACAAAAAACACCACAAUCUGUGAAGCACAAUUAAGUGAGAUAUGCCUAGGUUCGUUUUCACAAAUGCUACGUUUAUUAAGGCUUCAUAUAUACAGUGCACUUUAAGAGAUGAGAUGAAUGAAUAUUCCCCAGAAUAUUCCUGCAGAAAUCCAGUCUUAUGUGUAAGACUGAUGUGUGUUGGAGGGCAGGUAGGAUGCAGGUCACAGUAUGGUUGCAUUUAACAGCGAAAAUGAACUGUGUUCAUUGCUAAAAAUGAAAUGUAAACAUAGCACGUGGGAACACCCAGGAAAGGUGGCUCUGAUGCUUGGGGAUAGGAGUCCAUUGUGUUCCUUGCUGCCACGGUGCAGGCCCUGCAUUGUAAAGACCUUUCUUUCCAGCCCUGGUGAGGAGUUUGUGUUUUGUUACCAGGGCAGUGGGGAACCAGUAGAGGUUCUUCAUGUGUGCAUGUGUUUGCUGAUAGAGAACUUCUGUUUUUGCUGUUUUUUUUGUUUUGUGUUUUCCUCAGAAUUGUUUUUCCGUUGUGGAACAGCUUGAUGCAAAGAGAGACAAAAAUUUUAAGAUUCUGGAAAUACACUGUCAAAUUAUUGUCUAUACAGGAUAGCACGUUCAUAGGGUCUCUCCUUUCUGUGGAAAUAUGGAUGUCUCUAUGAUCUGAUGUAAGGGAUCUUUUCCCCAAACCAGGGCACUUGUGAAAUGUCUCUCCUGAGUUAAUCUGAUGCUUAGUAAGUUGCAAAUUACUAGCAAAAUAUUUCCUACCCUGAGAACAUUGGUGAGAUCUCUCUGCUGGGCUCUUUCUCUCAUAGGUUCUAAGGUUGAGAGGUCCUUCCAGGUUAGAGUCUUCAGGUCUCUACCCCUACAGAGUGGUUCUGAUAAUCUACAAGCCUUGCUAAAUAUCUGCAGCUUUUCUGGGGUUUUUUUGCCAUUGGUAUUCAAGAUGUUUGUCAAGAUGUCCCAUAUAAAAUGAGACCAAGGAGAGCAUUCCUCUAAAGUAGUAAUUAAUGGAUGCAUAAUCCCUAGUUUUUUCUCUUUGAAGAAUCUUCAUUUUUCUCACUGGAUUUGCCAACCUCAUCAGAACCUUCCUUUAGCUCUCAAAGCAUCUUUAAGACCAUUGUUUUAAAGGUCUUGUCUGGCAAGUGUGACCUCUGGGCUUUCCAAGGUACAUUUUCUGUUGAUUUAUUUUAUUCCUUUGAAUGGGUCAUACUUUUUUGUCUCUUUGUAUGCCUUGUGAUUUUUUGGUUGUUGUCGAAAACUCAGCAUUUGAAUCUUACAGUACGGUUAGCUCUGGAAAUCAGGCUUUCCCUCUUUUCAGAGUUGUCUUUUUUAUUGUUUUAGCAUGUCUCUGUGCUGGGGAUCAGUCUGUGAAUGCUUAAACUUUUCUCAGCUCUCUUCUGACUCUGUAUUUCCCUGGGAGGAGUCCAUGGUAUUCUAAAUUCUCCCAUAUAUCAAAUUUUUUCUCAAUGUCUAAAAAAAACCCAGGUCCUGUCCCUUAAUCCUCUGGAAGCUACUUGAGCCAGUGGGGGUUGGAAGAAUGGUAGUUGGCUUCUGUGCUCUUCCUUCAUGAUCAGAAGCGGCCACCCACAGUCCGAACCCAGAACUCCGACAUUUAGAGACAGAGGUUUUUAUUACUUCCUCUGGCACCAGCAAGCCCAACUACAGAUGUGGGUUUCGUCUCCACAGCUGCCUCCCCCUGGGCUGGUCAGUAGAGAAUGAGUGGCUCCUACUGUCCUGAAGGCUAGAAUCCACCACUAAUCAUUGCAGUGUACCAGUCAGGAGUUCCCCUGGGAGCUGUAAGUUUUAAAAUAGACUUCCUCUAUUCCAGAAUUAUCACUAGCUACCUUUUUCCAGUACAGUUGUUGUCUACGUGGACAGAUGGGUUCCUGGCUCUUCCUUCUCCGCCAUCUUCCCUGUCAUCACUUCCUUCAUGUCUUUGAUCUUUAUCUUGCUUUCUGGAAAUUUUCUUUAGCUUUAUCUUGCAACUCUACUACUAAAUGUUUUGAAUGUUUUAUUUGUGUUGUCGCAUUUAUAAUUCUAAGUGCAUUUUCUGAUUCUCUUUUCCUUUUUUGUUUCAUGGGUGAAUUUCUUUUCUCUGAGGAUGCUAAUAUAGUGUCUUUAUUCCAUGUUCUUCUGCUCCCUGCAUUAUCUGUCUUUGCUCUGAGUUGCUUUUAAUCUGUUUUCUCUCUUUCACAUUGGAGGCUUUCCUCAAAUGUCUGGAGAGCUUUGACUAUUCGCAUUUAAGAAGAGGGCUCUAAAGAGCUGAAUGGAAGGUAUUUCAUUUAGUGCAUGCAGCACUGUCCGAUAGCAUAAUGUGAGCCACACAUGUAAUUUCAAAUUUUAUAGUAGCUGCUUUUAAAAAGCAAAGCAGAUGAGGUGAACAAUAUAUUUUAGAGACAUAUUAUUUCAACAUACAACCAGUGUAAAAAUUGACUAGACAUAUUUUUUGCAUUGUCUCCAAAACCCAGUUGUAUAUUGUAUAAAAGUUGCAGCACAUCUUAAUUCAUACACUAAAUUUUUCCUUUGAAGUACUUGAUCUAUAUUUAGAUUUAUAAAACUUAGCAUUGAAAAGUAGAUUCACCUAGUUCUUCCAAACAUAUCUUGAUGUUAAUGUAAAUGUACUUAAAGUUUUCCAAUAACUGGAUCAAAUAUCAAAAACAUUACUUUGAUAUUUGCAUCCACAUUGACAAAACUGCUCAUUGUUUUAUUGGAAGAAUUGAUUUGAUUUUGAAGCAAAAGCAAUCAUUUUGAAAAUUAUUUAAGUAAAUUCACUAACUCUUGUGUCCACUCAGUAUUGUGAACAUCAAAUUUGGCAAAAUAAUUGCAUGAAAUGGAAAUAAAACUAAGUUUUAUCCAAUCAACAAACCAUUCUUCACAUUUGCUUUUUUCUUUUUUGGCAUCCAACUUACACAGAAUACUAUUGAUUACAUUUAAAAUUUACAUAUUGACCAAUGUUAGAAAAAUGUGUACAAUUGUCAUUUUUUAUUUGUAUUAUGAAGUGUUUCAAUUUUAACUAAAUUAUUUUACCUAAAUAGGUACAAGUUUUUCCUGUUCUUAGGAGUUUCAUAUUUAGCUCAUUCACAUGCAGCGUUCAGUUAAGGAGAAAUAUGAAUCACACUGCCACUUUUUGUCCAUGAUUAUUGAAUAUAUGGCAAGCAUUCCUUUCAUUUUAAGAAAACCUUAAAUUGAAAUUCCUAGUACAGGAAAUCUUUGUAAAAAUUCUUUUCUAACUCAACCAAGGAACAUUGGUAGAGAACACAAGAUCAUUAAAAACAUUAUCCUCACCAGUUCCAUAACCUGGCAAUGAUAAUUUUGUAGCAUUUGCACAUUAUAUACUGAAGAAUUUUAACAUCUGUAUUCUUGACUCUCUUUAAGAGUCUCCUUGAGAAAACUGAACACAAAUAUUUUCAAGAGUUAUCAGACACUGGAACAAAGCAAUGAGGGAAACAUCAUUCUCUUGCUUUAAAAUUCUAAUACAGCUGGUCUUUUGACUUAACAUAGCUGGAGUCUCAUUCUUAUGAUAGAAACUCGUUUUUCUGUCUCUAGCUGAAAUUCUUCUUUGACAGAUGGAAAAAUGUCAAAAAUACCUGUCAUGAGUUUGAGUUUUUAGGCAAUGAAUUGACAUUUCUUUGUAAAUUUGGAUGUUCUUUGAGACAGAAUGUACCAGAUUUUCAAUGGGCACUGUCUUAGUACAUGACUCAUCCAAAGCUAAAAGUAAAUACUUGGAACUUUCUGAAUUUUAAAUCAAUUGAUCUUUGAUAGUAUUAGAAACUUCUUGUAUUCUAUGAACAACUUUGUUUAGAGAGUUAAUUGAAAAUUUCAAUUUUUGUAAAUGUCUUUUUAAGUCUUUCAUAAUUUCUAAAUUACCAUAACUAACAUAAUUUCUUUUUAUCGUCUCUCCAUGUAAGAUUUCUUGUGUAUGUGUUAAAGAAUUCAACUAUUGCAUAGCUGGCCAAGUUGACAAGUUCAAAAUCCUGUUAAAAACUGUUUAAAUUUUUUUGAUGGAAAUUGCUCAUUUCAUAUAACUAAUUUUGUGGAAUUUUUUUUUUUUUUGCUGUUAGAAUACUUAAACUCACUAGAUUGUUGCUGAAAGUGACAAAUAUUAGCUAUUGUCUUAAAUAUUGUCUACUGUAUCUAACACAUUUGUAUACAACAAACAGCUUCUUCAUUUUGCUGUGCCUGCAGUAAGUUGCAAUGGCCAUUCAUCGAUUGUGCACUAUACCCUCUCCCCCUUUUGUCUUUCCUGUACUAGUUGUAGUACUAGCUUCUGUAUUGCACUGAAUUCUGCCUCAGUAACAUGCCUUCAUUUUGAAAUUUAAAUAUUUUCCCUUAUUUUUUUAUCUAGAAAAAAGUUAUAAUUAAAAUAGUAUCUCAGUUGGUGGUUAGGAUUUGCAUAGAUGUCACUGUAACUGUGCUGUCUGCAUAGGUAUGCUUUAACUUGUGCUAGCUACAUAACAUGCCCAAGUAAACACAUUGUGAUGUUCUUUCAGUGCAUAGAAGAAAAUCAUCUGAACUGAAACAAUCCGUUGAUAACUGUGUAGAUUGAAGUGUUUAUCUGUAAUACUAGAAAUAAUGCACGUCCCUCUACAAGCAUUACAGUACAACAUCCUAUGCGAUGCAACAGUUAAAGUGAAUUGUAGUUCUACAAAAACAAUAAAGUUGUGUUUAAUGGAAAAA